Messenger RNA from Prunus avium (sweet cherry), 765 nucleotides. Its product is annotated as F-box protein CPR1-like. NCBI's taxonomy places the organism in Eukaryota, Viridiplantae, Streptophyta, Magnoliopsida, Rosales, Rosaceae. The record is from RefSeq and is a predicted model, not a curated record.
AUGAACAAUCCUAUAUGGAUAUAUAACCCAUCACUUAAGAAACGUGUGACCCUACCAAGGACCAGCUUGUCGUGGCAGCUCCUUCCAGGGAGCAGCAUGUCGUGGAGGCCUUUAUUCGGAUAUGGCAUGACUCUUGCGUUCGGGUUCCACCUGGGUGUGAAUGAUUACAAGGUGGUAAGGAAGGUAUCAAUUGAUGUAGAGGAGCUUCUCUCUGCAGUGGAGAUUUAUAGUUUAAGCACAAAGUAUUGGAAGACGGUUGAUGUAAUUCCUCCUUUGAUAAAGAGCAUGAAGUGGGUUUGUGGAUAUGGAAUGUGUAAUGGAGUAGCAUAUUGGACUAUGUCAAAACAAAAGGAUUAUCUUGUGUCUUUAGACGCCGGGAACGAGGUGUUUCAAGAAAUCCAGCUACUGGAGGGUAUUGCCGGUGGGAUUAAAUCUGUUGAGGAGUACAAAGAAUCAAUUUGCUUGUUGCGACUCAACAAGGAUGGGCAAGAGGAGCAUAUUAACAUAUGGAUUCUCCAAGAAAAGUAUUUUAAAAAGUUGGUCACUGUUGGUUUUCCCAGAAUGAGUCUUACCCCAUUGGGAUUUAGAAUGAAAAAUGAACUUCUUCUCGAGCUUCAUGAACAAGAUAGUAAAGGAUCUAAUCUGGCUAUGUAUAAUCUUGAGUCCAAGCAGCUCACUCAAACUGGAAUUAGGUUGGUGAAAAAUUACUAUGAUGCCUAUUAUGUGGCUACUUACGUUGAAAGUUUAGUCUUACUCAUGGAUUAA